Messenger RNA from Rangifer tarandus platyrhynchus (Svalbard reindeer), 1839 nucleotides. NCBI's taxonomy places the organism in Eukaryota, Metazoa, Chordata, Mammalia, Artiodactyla, Cervidae. The record is from the annotation of a GenBank genome assembly.
AUGCCCAAACGCCCCGUCCUGGCCUUUGCACCUUCGCUCAGGUGCUGCUCGCCUGCUGAUGGCCUGGCUCCUCCUGUCUUCACGCCCGUGUGCCCGGCCAUCCAGCCUCAGCUCCCCCUGCUCCUGCAAGAAAACCUCCCCGACCUGGGCGUUUUCACGAGCAGAGCCAUCCAUCUGAGUUUUAAUUUGGAAAUUAGACAGUGCUCACAUUCCAUUAUGUGGCGGAAUGAGUCGCCUAAGCCGGGGAGCAGGCACGGUGUGACCCUCCAGGCCCCGAGAAUGGGAUUUGGACUGGAUACUGUCCAGAUGCCGCCCGGCUUUGUCGCUCUGCUGGGCGAGGGCAGCGAAGCCGCCGCAGCCGACAAUGAGCUGCCCAUCGUGUUAGGAGGCGCGGCUGCUCUGCCCGGAAGAUUAAAAAUUUCGGGAGAUAACACGCUGCAGCGGCUGCUAAUUGCUGAGCCUCCUCCCAGACACGUGCUCCCAGAGUGCUGCCUCCAGGUGGUAAGCUGCUGGGCGGCCAGGGGAGCCAACGUGGACACCUCCUGGACCAGAGGGGCUCACCCUCCUGGCCCCUCCGUCAACCCUUCACGAGGCCGGGCCUGGGGCAGGACCCCCGGGCGGCAGGCCCCUCCCCAGCCCAGUGGGGUCAUCCUCUCCCCCGCCUGGUUUUGGGCGGCGGUCUCCUUCCGUCUGAGUGUCGUGGCAGGAGGCGGGUUCACCCUCCGGGUCACCAUCAGGGCAGCAUUUAAAGGUCCACAGAGGGUCAGCCCUGUCCUGGAAGUCUCCCACGGGGCUCCGAGGGCCGCCCAGUGGGCUGGUAGGGGCCCCCAGUGUGAGCACGUGUGGAUUUUGAACACUGAUGUUGCUACAGGGCAUCGGAGUCCAGGCUUCCCCAACAUGAAGAGAGUCCAGGGGCCAGGACGGGGCGCCCCCGUGGGGACGAUCGCUGGGUUUUCAGACGAGAAGAUGGAAGGCGGCUGUGUGUCCACGUUUGGGGCCAGCACUGGACCCCUCAGGCCGCAGCAGCCUCUCCAUAUGAGUGAGAACAGACAGGGCCCCCCUCGUUUGGACACCAAGGACAGAGGCGAGGGUGGGGUCCCUGCGUCCUGGGGCCCCACCUGCAGCCCCAUCUCCCAGCGGGAGGCCUUGGGCGCCCCAAGCCGGGCGCUGACCAUGACCGCUGCUGCCCUUCCCUCCAGCCCCAGGAGGAAGCCUGGACCCGGAGCGCCGCCUCAGCUCCACAUGCUCGGCGCUUUAGUGGGGCUGGGGGGCAUGCACCCCCCACCUCUUGUGCCCACGGGAGCCACCCAUGCUGGGAAGCCUCUGACCCACGCAGCUUGUCUGAGCCAGCUUGGCUCCGGCCUCACCCAGACCCCUGACUGGGGACGACUCCAUCACUGCCCGCUCCUUUAUCCGAGCCUGUCGGUCAGCUUCUGGGGCAGUGGCCCAGCCUCACCCACGUCCACCCCCUCCGCUGUUGCUCACAUCCAGCCGUCGGCCGGAGAGGAUGGGCCCCAGGAGCCGACAGAGACGACAAACGGGAAACGCAGCCCCCGAGUGUGGAUGUGCAGGCCAUCAUGCCGCAGGCAGGCAGGUCUGGGGCUGGCGGACGUGCCCGGGAAGCACGCUCCUGGCUGGAGGGUGAAGGGGGGGCCCCAGGCAGACGCGUGGCCCACGUAUGCGGUGCCCAUGGCUCUCCUGGGCGGCCGGGUGACUGUAGCUGGGCCGUCGUCUGAGCGGCCAGAGGGGGAGACGAGCGAGCUCAGACCCCAGUGCUCGGGAAGGCAGGCUCACGCGUUGUCCACGGGCAGUGGGGGCCCAGCCAGUCGCAGGCCGUGA